AUGUCAACAUUCCCUCCUGUCCCCACUCCAUUCCCUAACAUAAUGCCGUCACGAUUGAUUAAGUUAUCACUCUUGGUGGGUGCAGUUAUGGUCAUUACACCCAAUAACCCUGUGCGUACACUGGCUGCAUUUGCUGUGAUUGGGUACGUGGUGACUUACCUGGUUAUACCGAGAGUUGGCCCAAGCUUUGUCAAGAUUGGUCUCAAAGGUAGAGAUUUGUCGAAACGCCAACCUGUUCCAGAAAUACCCGAGACAAUGGGGCUAGUUGCAGCAACCACUUAUCUAUUCCUAAUGUUUGGGUUGAUUCCUUUCAUCUUUUUCAAGUACCUCGUAUCAUUUGGUUCCUUGGCCAAUGACGAGGUCAUGACAGAAAACUACAGAAGUCAAUAUCAGUCAAUAAAGGACAACAGAUUGUUUCCUCAUAACAAAUUGGCCGAAUAUUUAAGUGCUAUACUAUGCUUACAAAGUACAACCUUGCUAGGAUUGUUGGACGAUUUGUUUGACAUUCGUUGGAGACACAAAUUCUUCCUUCCAGCGGUUGCGUCUUUACCUUUAUUGAUAGUAUACUAUGUUGACUUUAGUGUUACCUCAAUUGUGGUUCCUACAUUUGUUACAGAUUUUCCUGGUGGCCUGUAUGCUCUUAGUUUUGUCAACAGCUUCAUAAAAUUUGCAAACCAUUUGGUUACAAGCAUCACUGGGUUGUCAUUUAGAACACUUCAAACUGAUUACGUUGUGCCUGAUCAAGUUCCCAAGUUGGUCGAUUUGGGAAUCUUUUAUUAUGUUUACAUGUCCGCAGUAUCAAUCUUUUCUCCCAACUCCAUCAACAUCUUGGCUGGGGUCAACGGUUUGGAGGUGGGCCAGUCAGUUGUCCUAGCAUUGAUAUUCUUGGUGAAUGACUUUUGCUACUUAUUUUCCAGCAAGAUUUCACAAGCGGCACAUGACUCACACUUGUUUUCCGUGAUCUUCAUUAUCCCAUUUGUCGGGGUGUCAUUGGCAUUACUACAGUAUAAUUGGUUCCCAGCACGUGUUUUUGUUGGUGACACAUACUGUUAUUUCAGCGGUAUGGUAUUUGCCAUUGUGGGGAUUUUAGGACAUUUUUCAAAAACGUUGAUGCUAUUUUUGAUACCCCAAGUUAUCAAUUUCAUCUACUCAGUCCCUCAGCUCUUUCACAUUAUUCCAUGUCCAAGACACCGAUUGCCUAAAUUCAAUCCCGAUGAUGGACUUAUGUACCCCAGCUUUGGAGUGGUAGAAAAACCGACGAAGUUGAAUACUGCCAUCUUGAAUUUUUUAGACAUUUUCAAGUUCAUCAAAUUAGAAAGGGACCCCAAACUGGGAAGAAUAUUGCGAUUCUCCAAUAUGACAAUUAUCAAUCUUUCUUUAGUCUGGUUGGGUCCAAUGAGGGAAGACAAGUUGUGUUUACUUCUUUUAGGGGUUCAAUUCGCUGUUGGUCUUUUCAUGAUCGUAUUUAGGCACACUGUCGGUCCUUGGCUAUUUGGGUAUGACAAUUUGUCAUGGGGAGUGAAGUGA
This is a messenger RNA of Lodderomyces margitis, 1527 nucleotides long. RefSeq names its product UDP-N-acetylglucosamine--dolichyl-phosphate N-acetylglucosaminephosphotransferase (gene ALG7). The record is from RefSeq and is a predicted model, not a curated record. Gene Ontology annotation, cellular component: membrane. NCBI's taxonomy places the organism in Eukaryota, Fungi, Ascomycota, Pichiomycetes, Serinales, Debaryomycetaceae. Gene Ontology annotation, molecular function: UDP-N-acetylglucosamine-dolichyl-phosphate N-acetylglucosaminephosphotransferase activity. The transcript has a single exon. The coding region runs from base 1 to 1527 and encodes 508 amino acids. Gene Ontology annotation, biological process: dolichol-linked oligosaccharide biosynthetic process; protein N-linked glycosylation.